AUGUCGCUGGCCCGCACCGCCGCCGAGUCCAUGCUCUCGGACGCCCUGCUGCCUGACCAGAGGGGCCCCCGGCUGAAAGGCCUGCACCUGGAGUUACCCAUGGACCGGAUGGUCAAGUUUGUGGCCGUCGGGGUCCCGCUCCUUCUGGUGUCCCUGACCUUUGCCCAGGAGCUCUCUGCCGGGUCUCAGAUCAACUGCUUCUCGCCGGGGAAUUUCAGCGUGCGGCAGGCCAGCUACGUGGACGGCGCCUGCUGGGAUUCCUUGGUUCACCACGAGUGGGACGCGGCCGGAAACCACAAGACGAAAUCGCUCUGGGCUCACAAGGCUCUCCCAUACUCUCUCCUGGCCCUGGCCCUGGUGAUGUACCUGCCCGGCCUGCUCUGGAGAUUCGCGGCCGCCCCGGCCCUCAGCUCCGACCUCCUGUUCAUCAUCAGCGAGCUGGACAAGUCCUACAACCGCUCCAUCCGGCUGGUACAGCACUUGGUCAAGAUCCGCCAGAAGAGCCCCGACCCCUACGCCUUCUGGGAUGAGCUGGACAGGGCUCGCGGAGAGCGGUAUUUUGAGUAUCCCCUCCUGGAAAGGUAUCUGGCCUGCAAGCAGCGCUCCCACUCUCUGGUGGCCGCUCACCUGCUCCGAAACUCCCUGCUGCUGCUGUUCGGCGCCGCGGCCUGCCUCUACCUGGCUUCCUUCCACCUGGACAUCUUCUUCCAGGAGGAGUUCGGCUGCUCCGUCAAGGAGGGGCUGCUGAGGGGCGAGGCCCACGUCCCCCGCUUCAUCCCCUGCCGCCUGACCGCCCAGUCCGUCUUCCAGGCGGUCAGCGUGUCCUUGGCGGUGGCGUACGCCCUUCUGGCCCCCGUGAUCGGGUACAACCUGGCGCGGCUGUGCCGGUGGGACCAGCGUCUCCUGGCCAUCUACGAGAUGCUCCCGGCCUUCGACCUCCUCAGCAGGAAGAUGCUGGGCUGCCCCGUCAACGACCUCAACCUGAUCCUCCUCUUCCUCCACGCCAACAUCUCCGAGCUCGUCUCCUUCGGCCGGCUGAGCGCCCUCAGCGUCCUCAAGGACGUGGCCCCCCAGAAGCAGCACAUCGACACCGUGGUGGACUUCAUGACGCUGCUGGCCGGCCUGGAGCCCUGGAAACCCCGGCGCGCCGCGCUCGGGGAAGCCGGGGGGCACGUGGUGGAGAUGGGGGGCUCAGGUGAGAGCCCGCCGGGCCCCGAGACCCCUUUCCUGGGCCUGUUGCAGAUCCAGAUCUCGGGAGAUGACGCAGAUGAACCUGCAUCAUAUGACCUUCCAGUUGGGCUGGGCUCCGAGCGGCCACUCUUAUCUCCGGGCUUCCAGCUGGUGACCGUCAAAGCCACGUCCAGUGAGUACAGCCUGGUCAAGGACACUUUCCUGCCCACGAUGGCAGAUUUCACCAUCCUCAGCGCUCAGAGGAACCAGAACCGAUCCCUCUGGAGCGCUUUCCAGAAGUCAGUGACCCCGGCCGGGCGGAAAACCUGCGGAAAAUCCCCUCGGUCGUCGGUAGUGCGAGAAGAACAGAUGAAGUCGGCGAACAACGGGAAGGACGUGGAGGAAAAGCUUUUAUUUCACAAGGCCGAGCCGAGCCAAGUGAACCACAUCUGCCAGGGGAAUUUUGACUGGACAAGCCGGUUUCCAGCCUUCCUCCCAGCUCUCGCCAGGACCAACGCCCAGGGGUGCGGCCACUGCCUCUUCAGUCUGCAUGCCACCAAUUCGCACCAGUCCUGUGGAUCAGGCCCCAAGGCCAAGGUCAUGUUUCUGGCCCGUGUUCUGGUUGGGAAUUUCACCCAGGGGCAGCCACCGCUAGCCUGCUUGCUCCCAUUGUCCGGAGACCCCAGCCGCGCCUAUGACAGCUGCAUGGACAGCCUGGCGACUCCGUCCCUCAUCGCUGUCUUUGAGAAACACCAGGUUUACCCGGAGUUCGUCAUCAAGUACACUGAAGCCAAGAAGUGUGUCAUCCUAUGUGAGGUUGAUAGUUGUGCCGUGUGUCACAGAAAUUGCCAACCCCAGACCCAGCUGGACCCAACCGGACUUGAUGACGCCCCGGACCAAGCCUGA
Tachyglossus aculeatus (Australian echidna) is the source of this 2076-nucleotide messenger RNA. RefSeq names its product pannexin 3 (gene PANX3). Gene Ontology annotation, biological process: positive regulation of interleukin-1 production; monoatomic cation transport. Lineage: Eukaryota; Metazoa; Chordata; Mammalia; Monotremata; Tachyglossidae. The record is from RefSeq and is a predicted model, not a curated record. Gene Ontology annotation, molecular function: NAD+ poly-ADP-ribosyltransferase activity; channel activity.